This is a messenger RNA of Aspergillus bombycis, 1149 nucleotides long. Its product is annotated as glycoside hydrolase family 16 protein. NCBI's taxonomy places the organism in Eukaryota, Fungi, Ascomycota, Eurotiomycetes, Eurotiales, Aspergillaceae. The coding region runs from base 1 to 1149 and encodes 382 amino acids. Gene Ontology annotation, molecular function: hydrolase activity, hydrolyzing O-glycosyl compounds; glycosyltransferase activity. The transcript is spliced from 4 exons. The record is from RefSeq and is a predicted model, not a curated record. Gene Ontology annotation, biological process: carbohydrate metabolic process; fungal-type cell wall organization. Gene Ontology annotation, cellular component: fungal-type cell wall.
AUGCGUGAAACCAUGUUCGCACAGAGUAUGGGGUUCUCAUGCUACAUCAUGGCCAUGGCCAUGACCAUCCUGCUGCUGCCUUAUCUGGCAGAUGCUCAAACCUUCACUUCGUGCAACCCCACAAAGGCUAGCUGCCCCAAGGAUCCUGCCUUUGGCACCUCAGCUACAUUCGAUCUUACCAAAUCGCUCCCUAACAGAUGGAAGUCUAUUGGGACGGUCACCCAAGACCAGGACGGCGUGGCCUUGACCGUUGCAAAGAAGCUUGACGGUCCUUUGAUCCAGUCCGACUUCUACAUCAUGUUCGGCCGAGUGGAAUUCACCAUCAAAGCUGCACCGGGUACUGGUAUUGUCAGCAGUGCGGUUCUUCAGUCAGACAGUCUAGAUGAGAUCGACUGGGAGUGGCUUGGUGGGGACAACGCCCAGGUUCAGACGAACUACUUUGGCAAAGGCGAUACCACCACCUAUGACCGUGGUGCCUUUCACCCAGACCCUGGGAACCACGAUGCGUUCAAGACGUACACGAUUGACUGGGAUAGCAACCGGAUUCUCUGGCAGAUCGAUGGCAAUACCGUUCGUACAUUGGAGGAAAAGAACGCCCACGGACAGUAUCCGCAGACGCCCUGCUUCAUCAAGGUUGGCCCUUGGGCAGCGGGAGAUCCCUCUAACGCCCCGGGAACGAUCGAAUGGGCUGGUGGCCAAGUUGACUAUUCUCAAGGACCGUUCACUAUGCACGUGAAAUCGAUCAAGGUCACAGACUACUCAACUGGCUCUGCGUACGAGUAUACGGAUAAGUCUGGCUCAUGGAAGUCCAUCAAAGCAAUCGAUGGUAAUAUCAAGGGCGACAGCUCGGGGGCUGCAACAGCAUCGUCAUCUUCUACAGUCCUUUCUGCAGCAACUCUAUCAACCAUCUCCAAGAUCUAUGCCACGGCCUCGCUCACUUCUUCAGCCCCCGGCACCUCGCCUACGACCACCUCGGUCCACAACAACAGCACCGCCUCAAACCCUACAUCCAAGCCCGGGUCGCCAUCCACGUCACCAUCCUCACCAUCCUCGAACCACCCACCGCUAGCCACCGGUGCAGCAAGCAAGAGCUCCCUGAACAAAUACCUCACAGUUCUGCUCCUGCUGGCAGCCCCCUUUGCAAUCUGA